GCUUGACAUGGAGUGGCCACCGCAGCACUUACUCAACGGCGAUGAAGGUCACAGCACAGAGGAAGGUGAAAGUACUUGCAAUCAUACCAGCGAAGAGGACACCGAGGUUACCACGGAGGAAGACGAGUACGAGGAACGGCUACUGAGGCGACCCAGUCAGCACGAUAUCAAGGAAAGACAAAAGCAAAUUCUGCUCACACAGAUUGGCCGCUUGAAACAAGAAGUUCAGACACUUCAGCAGGAGCGCAAGGAAAGAAAAUCCGACACAUCGACGGCUGAUUCAAGCAAUGCUGUUUUAUUGCGAGACACCUGCUCAAUGAUUACAAAGCGAGAGUUGAAUCAGCCGAGACUGAUCAAGAGCGCUUGACUAGCCAGUGAGUGGCAGUGGUGUAUUGGGUGGGGCCAGCGGUAGGCCAUCCUCUCUACCCAUGUCUGGAUUCUCCGAGGCACGAGUACCGGUCAAUGAAAUACGCAUCCAGCCGCUGCUCGGUGUGGCUCCUUUGGGCCCCGUCCAGUUCACCAAGGAGAGAAUGUUUCACUUAGCUAUGCUAGAAGCCUCGCACAACCACAUGCCACUGGCUACCGAUUCUGAGAGAACAAGAACGACUGUUCCGCGCAACCCAUGCAACACACCCAGCUACCACCAUCAACACCCACCCAUGCAAUGCGAUACGUUUGAUUUCUUCCAGCGCCUGUCUCCAGAAACACUCUUUUUUAUCUUCUAUUAUCAUGAGGGUACGAAAGCGCAGUGGCUGGCAGCGCGUUCCCUGAAAAAACAGUCCUGGCGUUUCCACAUCAAACACAUGAUGUGGUUCCAGCGACACGAAGAGCCAAAGUUGAUAACAGACGAGUAUGAGCAGGGCACGUACAUCUACUUUGACUAUGAGAAGUGGCAGCAGCGAAUGAAGGAGGGCUUCAUCUUCGAAUACAAGUACCUUGAAGAUAAGGAGCUCGUGUAGUUCCCCAGACUGCUCUACAGCCUGAACUUGUUCGCCAGCAACAAUCACUGCGGACCUUGAUUGGCAGGUUCCGCGAUUGUAUGCACACAUGUAUGUGUGCGUGUGUGCGCAUGCAAGCACACAUACGGGUGCAUCUGUGUGUGUGUGUGUGUGUGUGUGUGUAGCUGUGUACGACCUACCCCUGCACGUAUUGUUUUAGCUUCGCUGUGCACUGUGUGAAGCCAUUGCUGUGGUGAUGUAGCUAUGUCUGCUGUCCGUGCCGUGUUGCGUACAAUGGCACGUCUCGAAUUGUAUGAGCACUGUGUCUUAAAAAACACAUUGCCUUUCGCGAGCCUGUACCUUCGGCGACACCAUGGGCGUGUAAGCUAUCCCCUACUCUCUUUGGAGUCCUCAUUCAUUCGAGUGCGUCGUGCCAUUGUUCGGUUGCGUUCUCCUGUCACGUUUUGGCCUGAAACGUGUGUACAUUGCUUUCGCGCGCGCGUGUGUGUGUGUGUCAUCAACUUUAUGUUGUGUCUCUCUCGCUCUCUCUAUCCAUGUCGGCUACUCCUGUGUUUGCGGGUAUGUACAACCUUGCUGAUCUGCAUGUUUGUGUCUGUGCAUAUUGUGUUGUUAUGGCAACGACCACGUCUCUCCCACCUUUCUGUAUACUACUGUGCCAGUGGCUCCCCCCCCCCUUUCUUACACUCACCCACAUCCGCUUGCCCACGUAUAUUUCUUUCUUACCAUUCGCUGUUUGUGUGUGUGUGUAUGUGUGUUGCGUGUUUUGCGUGUUGUGCGCAUGUGUACAUUUGGGUGUUUAUAUUUGCCUGCGCGCCCUCCAUCCCUCCUCUGUACAGUAGCUGCCAGGAGUGCGGGCAUGCGUGUGUGUCUGUGCGCACGCACGUGUGUCUGUGUGUGCACGUGCGUGUUCAUGAGCAUGUAACAAUAAUAUACAUGACCUUUCUCCGUGCCCCCCCCCCUCUCUCUCUCUCUCUCUCUCUCUCUCUCUCUCUCUCUCUCUCUCUCUCUGUGUGUCUCUGUUGUCUGUUUUGCUAGAGGUUUUCAGUAGGUGCUUUUCUUCUCUUAUUGUCUAGACAACAUAGAUCAUUUUACGUGAUGCGCACAUUGUGUGUUGCCUUGUGUGUGGGCCGUGUCA
Sycon ciliatum is the source of this 2094-nucleotide messenger RNA. RefSeq names its product CCR4-NOT transcription complex subunit 3-like. Gene Ontology annotation, biological process: nuclear-transcribed mRNA poly(A) tail shortening; regulation of DNA-templated transcription. The transcript is spliced from 8 exons. The record is from RefSeq and is a predicted model, not a curated record. Gene Ontology annotation, cellular component: CCR4-NOT core complex; P-body. The coding region runs from base 429 to 959 and encodes 176 amino acids. NCBI's taxonomy places the organism in Eukaryota, Metazoa, Porifera, Calcarea, Leucosolenida, Sycettidae.